This is a messenger RNA of Etheostoma spectabile (orangethroat darter), 1944 nucleotides long. RefSeq names its product CD5 molecule (gene cd5). NCBI's taxonomy places the organism in Eukaryota, Metazoa, Chordata, Actinopteri, Perciformes, Percidae. The transcript is spliced from 6 exons. The record is from RefSeq and is a predicted model, not a curated record. The coding region runs from base 217 to 987 and encodes 256 amino acids.
CAGCAACAGGCCAGGGAUGGAGUGAUUCACUGUAUGUAGAGAGAGAGAGAGAGAGAGGGAGGUAGACAGAGAGAGAGAGAGAGGAGUUUUACACCUCUGCACUGUUUCCUUUGUCAUCUGUUUUUCUGUCGUCGCCGUCUUGAUCUUAUUUGUGGCGUCUGUUCUCCUCCCUGUCCCUCCGUCUUCUUCCUCUACUCGUUGUUCAUUGUUCCUGGGAUGGACCUCAAGGUUGUUGUGACCUUCUCAACUCUUUUACUCAUCGCUGCUGGCCAAACAUCUUUUGGGUCAAACUCCACUGUGGCUCAAUUCAAUAAGACCAGCACUCCCAGCCGCACCUCCAUCAUCCCUUCAGAAGCCACUCCUCACCCAGACUCUAACCUAAGCCUUCCUGUAGGUGCCCUGGGUCUCCUCACAGUCACAUGGCACAAGACAUGUGAAGGAGAUGUGAACCUGAGCCUCAUCCAACCCCCCAUCUCCCCCCUGCCCGUCUGUCACGCCAGUCUAACACACAUCCAGAGUCUUUUGAGUAACGUUUGUAAGAACCAAAGAGGUUGUGCAGGCCCGCUGCGCUUGCAUGAAGGCCGAGGCACGCAGAAAGGUUAUAACAUCACAGCGAGUGGCGCAGAAGAGCAGAACGGCUGUCACACACUGAGGGUCCGAUGCAAAGAUGUAGAUGUAGAUGUAGGCCAUGGACAGCUCCAGGCCUACAAAGUGGUAACAGCUUUGCUCUGCUGCCUCUUGCUGCUUCUGAUGCUGAUACGCUUCACCAGACCCACCGUCAAAGCCCUGCAGAAGAGAUUUUCAGAGAGGAGGCAGAAUCGCUGGGUCGGACCUACACAGAGUCACAGUGUGUCUUACCAUCGAGGAAAAACUGCAGUUAAAACCAAUGAUGCAGAGAAGAGACUGUCCUACCCUGCUCUGGAGCGACUGGCCGUCAGUGACAGCAGAGAGCCGUCAUCCAACAGGAACAGUGAUUACAACUUCUGAAACGCCUGCUCUCCCUGCAUCCUCAUGAUCAUCAUCAUCAUCAUCAUCAUCCCCCAUCUUUAAAUAUGGGUCAAACAUAUGUGCUAAUUUAACAGCACCUCUGUUUGCGUAGAUAUAACUUAUCAAGACAUUAUUCAGGAUAAGAUAAAACUGAUCCUUCACCUCUUGCUAUAUCAGCUUUUUCUGCAUCACGUACUAAAACUUCAGCUAUAAAAGUCAAUAUUUACAACCGUCAAUAUAUAGUUUUGUAUCUAAACUCAAUUUAGCAACCUUUUUAUACAUGAAACUGGAAAUUAGUGCAGAACAAAUCCUGUUAAGCUGACUGAAGUUAUACUAAGAUGUGAUAUUUUAACGCACCCUUUAAUGUAAAACCACUUAUCACCACCAUUACAGUACAGUGUACUCAUAGAUUCGGCUUUUAGCGGUUAGCAUUGGAGCUACUUGUUCAAUGACCGCUGCUGGGCAAAGUGGUUGGCCAAAAAUCCGUAUAACGUAGUAUUAAGAGAGACAACGGUAGACGGUAGUAUGACCAAGAAAGACCAAUAUGUCACUGAAACGUACAUCUUUUGACCCCACUCACGAUCUCUUCCUAACCAUAACUGUCUCGUACGUCCCGACCCAGAGCGUCAAAAACUGAGGGGGGUGUUGGGUGUUGCCUCUUGGAUAGAUCGCUGACUAGCCUGUUAGCUAACAAGCUACGAUAUCAGAGAGCUUUGGAGUUGUUAGAGGGUACAUUUUCCACUUUAUGCUAGGCUAGCAGUUUCCUACUUCCUGUUUCUACACUAGUGUAGAGGAAACGCAUUGCGGACUCAAAGCGUCCAAAAUGUCUGAAUAUUCCUUUAAUCAGACGCUCUAAAAAUAAUUCAACUGUGGGAAUAUGUAUUCAAUGAAAUCUGAUGCACUGACAUUUUGACAGAAGUUGUAUUUCUUUUGUUGUUUGGAUUGCCCCUCGUGUUU